This is a messenger RNA of Gigantopelta aegis, 6449 nucleotides long. Its product is annotated as flotillin-2-like. The transcript is spliced from 9 exons. NCBI's taxonomy places the organism in Eukaryota, Metazoa, Mollusca, Gastropoda, Neomphalida, Peltospiridae. Gene Ontology annotation, cellular component: plasma membrane. The coding region runs from base 75 to 1355 and encodes 426 amino acids. Gene Ontology annotation, biological process: protein localization to plasma membrane; regulation of myoblast differentiation. The record is from RefSeq and is a predicted model, not a curated record.
CGCGACAUAAUAUUUAGGAAUUCGACUUCCUGGAAUUUGAUCUGUUUUGGCUUUUUUCUGAAUCUAAAGUGACGAUGGGGAAUAUAUACACAACAGGGCCGAACGAAGCGCUAGUUAUUUCAGGUGGUUGCUGUGGUGCUGAAGCCAGGAAGUACGUCAUUGGUGGCUGGGGAUGGGCGUGGUGGCUUGUAACAGAUACUCAAAAGAUUUCCCUGGAGGUGAUGACACUGAAUCCACUGUGUGAGUCGGUGGAGACGUCGGAGGGUGUUCCCAUCACGGUCACGGGGGUGGCACAGUGUAAGAUCAUGCGAGAACCAGAUUUGCUCAAGACGGCCUGUGAACAAUUUCUCGGCAAAUCAACCACCCACAUUGAGCAAGUUGUUUUGCAGACCCUUGAGGGUCAUCUAAGGUCUAUUCUUGGAAGUUUAAGUGUAGAGGCUAUCUACCAAGACCGUGACCAGUUUGCCCAGUUAGUGCGCGAGGUUGCCUCCCCUGAUGUUGGUAAGAUGGGAAUAGAAAUUCUUAGUUUUACAAUCAAGGACAUUGUUGACAGUGUGGAGUAUUUGGCUUCUCUCGGACGAGCCCAGACCGCCAAUGUGAAACGAGACGCUGAUAUUGGGGUCGCAGAAGCACACAGAGAUGCUGGUAUCAGGGAGGCAGAAUGUGAGAAGGCCAGAAUGGAUGCUAAAUACAUCGCAGACACAAAGAUAGCCGAUUCCUCCCGAGCGUACCUUAUGCAGAAGAGUUCAUUUGAUAUGGAAGUCAAUGCAAGGAAAGCAGAGGCCGAGUUGGCCUAUGAACUGCAGGGAGCUAAAGAGAAACAAAAGAUUCGUAGUGAGGAGAUUGAAAUUGAGGUCGUCGAGCGCCGCAAGCAGAUCGAUGUGGAAGAGAAAGAAAUCUUGAGGAAAGAGAAGGAAUUGAUUGCCACUGUAAAACGACCGACUGAAGCCGCAGCGUACAAGAUGGGCCAGUUAGCCGAGGGUCAGAGAACUCAAACUGUGGAGUCUGCCCGGGCUGAAGCUGAGAAGAUUAAACUGUUAGGUGGAGCCGAGGCCGAUGCCAUCGAAGCUGUUGGUAAGGCCGAGGCUGAGAUGAUGAGGCUGAAGGCUUCGGCGUACAAGCAGUACGGUGACGCCGCCAUGUUGAGUCUUGUCCUGGAGACGCUGCCUAAGAUUGCGGCUGAAGUGUCGGCCCCACUGUCUAAGACAGACGAGAUUGUGUUGGUGGGCGAUGACCGGACAACAGCCGAGGUCAGCCGAUUGGUCAGUCAGCUUCCUCCAGCAGUCCAGGCUCUUACAGGCAUUGACCUGUCAAAGGUGAUGGGAAAAAUUCCUGGUGCCACAUCAAGUUCGUAAAAAAUCCUCAACAUAGAUUAGCAAGUGCCGCAAGAUCAUGCAGUCUUUGAAGUGGAUUUGAUAUGUUACAUUUCGACAUGUGUAUCAAUAUUGCUCUUCUUUAUUACUUUUUUUUCUUUUUAAAUUAGAUAAACAUGUGCUUUUAAAACUCUUUUGAAAGGAAACAAAAUCCCAAACAAAAUUUGUGAGCUUGUUUCAGAGAGCUUGAUUAAAAUCUAACAAUUUAAAAAACAAAAAAAUAAACAUAAGAAGAAGAAAAAAGAAGAAGAAAAAAGAAGAAGAAAAAAAAAAAAAGCCAGCAUCCAGUAGGCUAAAGAGAACUUGACAUUUCACCUUUCAUUGUAAAAGUGUUAAACACACAUUCUAUGAAUUGUGUUAUUACUAGAGCAAUGCCUUUAAAUAUACAGUAUAUACAUUUGAUUAAUUUUAUAUUUGUUUAUUCAUUCUCAUACUAUUCCUCAUCUUUAAGUCAUUUUGCCACAAACACAGCAACAACAAUUGUACAAAGUCCGCUAGAGACCUACAGGAUAUUGCCAAACUAAUUCAGUAUGUUGACCAAUACGUGCAUUGGAUUUACCAUUUUAGAAACAAAUUAAUACUUUUGUUCUUAUUAGUGUUGAUAUCAGUCUGUGUUGGUCUUCUUUAUUAGCUUUACUGUUAUCCAAACAACAUUUUGUAGGCACCUAGUGUUUUAACUUUCCCCCUAUUUGAUUUUAAUGGGAAAACAACACUAGGAUAAAACUUACUUGACAAAACAUUUCAUCAGUUCUCUUCAAUGAAAACUUUGUCCAUUUAUGAUGUAGAUGCAUAACUGUCUACUAUUAGUUAUAUAUAUGUGUUGUCACACAGAUAAAAUCCAGUUACAUUUAUUUCUAGAAGUUAAUGUAGUCAUUUAUAUUAAUUUUACAAAUUUAUUUCCCAUGAAAGAUUGUUGUUGUAUCGUUUGUGAUGUAUAAUGUUAUAUGUUAUAAAUAAUCCUUUGUAAUAUUGUUUUCAUAACACAUCUUUGGAGUAUUUUAAUUUUUUGGAAUGAUUUUAUUGUAACUUUGCUGACUAUAAUAGCGACUUGAUAUUAUUUUUAUGUAUAAACACAUAGAUCACAAAUUUAUUAUUAAUUUUCUGUUGUACGACGAUUAAUGCCGAGAUUCUGACAUAUAUUUCGGUCUAGUUUCAUGUGAGAUUUUUCUUUCAAAGUUACUUUUUCCACAGGUGGUAACAUAUCUUUACUUUCAUAAUAUCCAUUUUGUGGCUCAGAAAUACUUUAAUAACAGUUUUCUGUUGAAAAUAUUCUGUCUCCUAUUCUAGUUUUAUUUCAUUUUUAAUUUGUCUUUUCUAUUUCUGGAACUCUUGUCUUGACACUGUUCAUGAACAAUGGUGUUUAUUUUUCACAUCUUUCUUAGAUACUAUUAUAAUUUUUAUUUAUUAAUUAUUUUUUUGAGAGGGCAGCCGAGCCAUUUUGCAAUUAACUGCUAUCUCUUGGUCUUAGUGGACAGUUUAGAGUUUGUGUUUCUUCAAGUUUUGCCCGAUAGCCGAUACAUUAGAGUCUGUGGGGUGUACUACUGUUCUACAUGCACUUGCACUCCAACAAACACACCCACACCCACUCUCACCCUCACACAUAUACACCAGUGUGUGCGUGCGCAUGCACACACACACACACACACACACAAAUACACUAGUGCGUGCACAUACACACACACAAACAAACAAACAAACAAACAACACACAUAGUGUUAAGCAGUUUCAGUAAUAAAGAAAUCCUCCUAUCUUGUGAACAUUUGGGGAUGUGCACAGUGUCUGGGAGAAGACAUGUUGGUUGUUUUAGGAUCUUCACAUUCUAUAACAAGUACUAAUUUAAAAGUAAAAUCGUUACAAAUUACAGAUCAAGUAUAUCCACAGGGAAAACUGACCAGGCUUUAACUAAUUUUUUACUUUACUUUUUUUUUUUUUUAAUAUCUCAAAAACCUGUCUCUAGUCAUCAGUAUGUUAUUGUACCUCACAUCUGUUUUUAAAAGUAGACGAAUUAUAAGAAAAAAAUCUUUAAAGUUAUAUAUUUGUGUUGAUUGAAACGUAGUUGUUAGACAUACAUUCCUGUUAUAACACCGAUUUUCCCUUGUUUGUUUAAUUACUUGGUUGUGUUAGUAUUGAAAUGUCAUCGUGGCCUUACUAGGUAGUCUAGUAAUCGACUUGCUCAUUGCAUUGCGUUGUUUGUUUUCUCAUACAUCUAUCAUGACUUUGGCUCUCAACUGUUGUACAGCUUUAAACUAUUAUUAAACUUCAAAAAGACAAAUUGUUCAACAGGUUAUCACACCAAGAUUUAUCGUAUAGUACAUAUAUACUAUUUCGAAAUGUAUGGAAUCAUACGUUUUUCAAAAAAAAAUUGUGUUCUUGUAUGAACACGGACACGUGACAAUAUUUAUUUUGUUGAUAAUAUUUUAUAUUAUGUUCAUAUUAUACUAGGAUGUUUAGUAGUAAGUAAGUAAAUAAAUUAAGUUAUAAUUUUUAGUACAUCUAAUAGUAGGUAUUUAAAUAUUGUCAUGUCAAUACGUCAGUUGCCUCUGUCAUGAAUCACACUGUGGACAUGAGAAGAGGUAUGCAAUGAUACAUUAGGGCAUAAAAUAUUCACGCUGUAGUGUAAUAUUGCAGCAGAAAUACUGGGAACCGAUUAUUUAUUCAGUUUGAACAUUAUGGUUAGGGUUACUGUUACUUUGAGACUAAUAUUCUCUAGUACCUUAUAUUCUUGAGAUGGAACAUAUGUCCACACAGGCUCAAUUUACGAUCACAGACACAUGUAGCUGAUGGAGGUUUCACCAUGAUGCCAAUAUCAUGCUCAUAAAUUGCGGUAUGACCAGUGUUGAGUGCGUACAAUACCAGACAUUUCUAAGAUUUCAACUGGCCUCAAUGGCUGGCAGGUACUGUGAAAUCUCAGUGUUCUGGCAGGUACUGUGAAAUCUCAAUGUUCUGCUUGUCAGUUUGUUAUAAAGUUGUUAAGACAUACUGUACACUUGUGGAACAAGUAUAGUGUUGUGCAAUAUUUUAAGUGUUUUGUUUUUUCCUGGGGGCAUUUAUCAUAAUUCUAACCACAUUUGUGUGAAAUGUGUUUCACCAUCAAUCAUGUACUGUAUUGUUUAUUAGGUAAUGUUUCACUUUGUAGAAUAGUUUCAUUAUAGCACUGUGUAUGUUAGUUUUCAGCUGUUCUAGCAUGGAUCACAUUCAGAUUGGGGAAUGGCAAAUCUCUUUUUAAAUAUAAUUUUCAUUUAAACAAUGUGGGCCGAAUUUACAAAGACUGUUUAUGUUUUACAUGCAUGUAACUGCAUUCAUUUACAAUGCUUAAACACCUGUGUUUAAGAAAAACAGGCUCUGUAAAAUCGGACCAUUAUUUGUAAGGUAAAAUAUGACGCAGACCUACCAGGCAUGAAAUUAAAAGGAAUUACAGUGCCUCCUGCCCAUCCCCACCCCCACCCAUACUGUGAUCAAUUCUGGAACAUCUCUUAAUUGUUAGCAGUCAAUGUUGUUAGUAAUACACAUUAAUCAUUUGUGAAAUUUGUGAUGUAAAGUUGAGAACAUUAAUGGAAAUGCUAUAAUAAUUGGGGUACAGUUACAGCAGAACAGCAUCACAGGAAUGUUCAGGAGGGCGAGAGGUUGCUCACUAGACUGGUUUUUGCACCUAACAUUAGAUGACUGUGACAUGAUAGAAGACGAUGGUACCAUAAUUAACAAGUCACAUGAUUAACACAUAUUUGUUAUAACUAACAUUUACAGUUUUGUCAAUUCUUUAACAUAUCUAUGAUGUUCUGUUAUUUCCAUUCAGAACAUAUAUGUCUGUCCGUAUUGAAGCCACAAAUAAUUUUUAAAAACAUCAACCACGCUCAUAGGGCAGCACUUUGUACAACUGAAAAAUAAACCAAGGAGUUGGCAAUACACUUUGCUGCAUACCUUUUAACAAAGGUGUCAUUAAAACAACAUGCCCCAAACGUAUAAAAUGUUUAGGGCCGAAUUUAGAAUGUCUGUUUUUCUUAAAUAAAUGCAGGUUUAAGCUUAGUAAAUGAACGUAGUUACACGUGUGUAAGUCUAAAUCAGGCUUUGUAAAUUUGGCUCAUAGAGUCAAGACCGAAGACUGUAAUGUAGUCUGAAACUUUUAACAUCAUUAAAACACCACACAUAUUGCUUACAUGUGAUGUCAUUAAAUAUUUAAGUCUAGAUUAAAGUUUUAUAAGCUUUGAUGUGGGAAAGAGGUGGACAGGGUUAUGACUAUUUUAAUGGAGAGGUGGACUGAUUCACAAAAGGCUGUGGUAAUAGUAUUCUGUUCUGUUCUGUCUAUGGGAAAAUUAACAUAAAAAGAUUCCUUUCUACUGUUUGGUAGGAGAUGCCCAAGUGGAAGCCAUGGGUUUCCUCUCACAUUCUAAACUGUCAAAAUAACCAGAUGUUUGGACACCAUAUAGCCUUUAUUUAAAAUGUACUGAGAUGUUAAAAAUAAUUAUUUUCCUUUCCCUUAUUGUAAGUUGGAUGGGGGUAAAGGUGGGGCAUGAGCAUUAUUAUUUGUUUGCGUAGGAAUGGGUGGGUUUUAAAGUUCUGUUGGGGUGGGGUGGGGGGAGAGAUUCAGCAAUACUUGAAUAGCUCCAAAUUUGUGUUAUUUACAAAUCCAAUCAAAACCAUGUCAGUUUUAUUUAGGGUGAAAAAGUUAAGCUAUGUAGUCAGAGGUGUGGUAGAAUGCAGGGCUAUAUCUGGUCUAAAAUAAAGUGUGGGGGUGAGGGGAAUGAACAUUUCAGGUAACAGUAAUUUAGUCUACAACUAGAAACAAGUGCACUUUUUUGGCAUUUUUCUGGUAGAGCAGCUGCCCUCACCCUUUGCCAGUUAUGGCCCUGGAAUGAAGAUAAGUCCUCUGUACAUAACAGCUGUAUAUUGUGCAGUCUUAAUACUCGAAUGUUGUAUAAACUUUAUCACGUCACACAUCUUAAUCAUUAUUGAUUGCUCAUUGAUUUACUCAUAUAUCAUACUGUUGUUUUUAAUGUAUACGUGUUUUCAUUGUGAGCUCUCUUUUUAAUAGAUUUUUAUCUUACCGUGUAACCAAAAAAAUAAAGUCUUUGUGUACUA